Molecule: messenger RNA, 1339 nt
Organism: Momordica charantia (bitter melon)
Lineage: Eukaryota; Viridiplantae; Streptophyta; Magnoliopsida; Cucurbitales; Cucurbitaceae
Molecular function (GO): oxidoreductase activity
Source: RefSeq, a predicted model, not a curated record
CGAGGGUGAAUCACCCAUGUCAAUGUUGAAUCGAUUUACACGUGUAAAUAUACGACAGAAAUUAAUACCCUCAUGUGAACUUAUAAUAUUUGUUUUUUGAACUAAUAAAAGGAAAAAUGAAAAAAACGGAAAAGUAGUGGAAGCCUUUCUGUUUUCUGCGUCUCUUUCGCGAAACUUAUUGCCAUUUUCAUUGCAACAUUUUGGUCAGAGUAUUUGUAAUCUUCUUGAAUCCUCUCUGUUUUCUUCUUCCUCUACAACUUCCUCCGCUUCUUCUUCGGCCGGCGACGGGAAAAAUUUAUGGCGAUUCGGCAGAUUUCUACUCAGCUGGAGCCGUGGAACCACUUGGACGGCAAAGUGGUGAUGGUCACCGGCGCCUCCUCGGGGCUCGGCCGUGACUGCUGCCUCGAUCUUGCCAGAGCCGGCUGCAGGAUCAUCGCCGCCGCUCGCCGUAUCGAUCGACUCCAAUCUCUCUGCGACGAAAUUAAUCGCCUCGGUUUCUCCGGUUCCUCUUCCGUUGCGGCGGCGGAGAUUCCUCGAGCUGUGGCGAUGGAGCUUGAUGUUGCCGCCGAUGGAAAGAGUAUCGAGAAGUCCGUGAGAGAAGCUUGGGACUCCUUCGGCUUCAUCGACGCUUUGGUUAACAAUGCAGGUUUGAGAGGAACUGUGAAGUCUCCGCUGGAAUUGUCUGAGGAGGAAUGGAAUCGAGUGGUGGACACGAACCUCAAAGGACCGUGGUUGGUAUCGAAGUAUGUGUGCAUACAUAUGCGUGACUCCAAUCGAGGUGGAUCCAUCAUCAACAUUUCUUCGAUUGCUGGUCUUAGUAGAGGGCAACUACCGGGAGGCCUUGCCUACUCUGCUUCAAAGGCGGGCUUAAACACUAUGACAAAGGUUAUGGCCCUAGAACUAGGAGCACACAAAAUCAGAGUGAAUUCCAUAUCUCCUGGACUGUUCAAAUCUGAGAUUACACAGGGUCUCAUGCAGAAAGAUUGGCUUAACAACAUAGCAUUGAGAACUGUCCCUCUAAAAACAUUUGGAACCUCUGAUCCAGCAUUAACAACGCUCAUUCGAUAUCUAGUGCACCACUCUUCUGAAUAUGUCUCAGGAAACGUUUUCAUAGUUGAUGCAGGAGCCACAUUACCCGGUGUCCCAAUUUUCUCAUCCCUUUGAUUAUUUAUGCUCCAAGUUGAUGGGCUUUUUAAUUUUUUUAUAUGGAGGACCGUGCUCGAAACUCACCCCUAUUCAAACUUAUUACUAUCUUGUUUAAAUAAUAGACUCUUCACAUUUCAAUUGUAACGUAUGAAGUUGUCUUGGUAUAUUAUGAAUCUUUCUCCCUUCUAGUUGA